CACAAAUUGGUGACUAAUAAACCAAAGUACUCCUCUUUGCGACUUUUCUUUUUUCUUUUUUUGUUUUUCCUUUUAAAAAUAGAUUUGAAGUCUAUAUAUUCUCCAAUAAGUAGUCUGAGAAUCUCACAACAAGUAGAGAGGGAAGUAAAAAAUGGUGAUUGAGUUGAUGGUGUUGGUAUUAGCGGGGCUAACAGGAGGAGCAUCGUCAGCAUCUCUACCAAUAGCCAAGCCUGGUUGUCCGGACACAUGCGGAAACAUUACCAUUCCUUACCCUUUUGGGAUUGGAGUUGGUUGUUACGCGGACAAGAGCUUUGCAAUAGCUUGCGACAACUCUUCCAAGGCUUACUUCACUAGCAACAAGCUUCCGGUGCUUUAUAUUGAUAUGUUUGGCUAUAUGUAUAGCAAUAGCUCUGGCACCAUUGGCAUCCUUCAUCCGGUGCUAGCUUAUAAUUGUCCAAAUGGUUCGAGUCAUCCACUUGUGAAUUUGUCGAGUCAUUUUUGGUUCUCUUACUACGACAAUUAUUUCAGGGCCACAGGUUGUAACAACCUGGCCUUGAUGAUGAGGCAAGACCAACAAAUUAUAGGUGGGUGCACAUCAACAUGCAACCCCAACAUUUCAACUGAUGAAGGAAGUUGCUAUGGAAUCAAAUGCUGCCAGACCUCAAUUCCUCCAUUUCUCAACUUCAUCAAUACAUCUCUCACCAGAUUUAUUAAUGAUAAUUCGAAAGAGUGCAAUUAUGCGUUCAUCACUUCUUCUCCAACCUCGAUCAAUGCAUCCAAUACAUCAUUGAUCAAUGACAUGCAAGAAAUGAAACCUGUUUUUGAUGCUAUGCUGGAAUGGGGCAUGCCCGGAGAGUGCAACGAAUAUUCGCCUGCUAAUAAUACAUUAUUAUGCGGACCAAAUGCUUUUUGCCGUCCAGGAAGUAACUUUACUCACCGAUGCAGUUGUAAUUUUACCGGAGGAUACUCAGAUCGGGAUCCAAACCCAUAUCUAUCCGGUGGAUGUCCAGGACCUCCAGCGGACAAGAAGAAAAUUCGAAUUACUAUCAUAGUUAUUAGUACGGGUUUUGGAUCCCUACUUCUAUUUGUUGGUACACGGUGGCUGUAUAAAUUGGUGAAGAGGAGAAAGAAACUCCGGCUCAAACGAAAAUUCUUUAAACGAAAUGGAGGUCUUUUAUUGCAACAACAAUUGUCUUCUGCUGAUCAAGGUUAUGUUGAGAAAACCAAAGUGUUUAUUUUAAAGGAGUUGGAAAAGGCCACUGACCACUUUAAUGACAACCGGAUCCUUGGUCAAGGGGGGCAAGGUACUGUUUACAAAGGCAUGCUAAUUGAUGGUAGAAUUGUAGCAGUUAAAAAGUCCAAGAUAGUGGAUGAAGGCAACCUUGAGCAAUUUAUUAAUGAGGUUGUUAUUUUAUCACAAAUUAACCAUAGGAAUGUGGUUAACUUGUAUGGGUGUUGUUUGGAGUCAGAAGUUCCCUUGCUGGUUUAUGAGUACAUCCCCAACGGAACCCUUUACCAGUAUAUCCAUGAGCAAAAUGAAGAGUUUCCACUUACCUGGGAUAUUCGUGUUCGGAUUGCUGCAGAAGUUUCAGGGGCUCUUGCAUAUCUGCAUUCAGCAACCUCCAUACCCAUUUAUCAUCGGGAUAUCAAAUCCACAAACAUUUUGUUAGACGAUAAAUUCAGAGCAAAAGUGUCGGAUUUUGGGGCUUCAAGAUCAAUUGCCAUUGAUCAAACUCACAUGACCAUAAUAGUGCAGGGGACCUUUGGAUACUUGGACCCGGAGUACUUCCAGUCAAGCCAGUUUACAGAAAAAAGUGAUGUUUAUAGCUUUGGAGUUGUUCUUGUUGAGUUGUUAACUGGACAACAACCAAUCUCAUCAACCAGAUCAGAAGAACGAAGUUUGGCAACAUAUUUCAUGUUGAUAAUGAAGGAGAACUGUUUAUUUGACAUUCUUGAUGCUCGAGUUUCCAAAGAGGUUGGAAAAGAAAACAUCAUUCGGGUCGCUAAUCUUGCAAAAAGAUGCUUGAACUUGAGUGGGAGAAAAAGGCCUACAAUGAAAGAAGUUGCAACUGAAUUGGAAGGGAUUAGAAUAUCACAUGAAGUAUGUACCGUUCAACAAAAUUAUGAAGAGGAUGAAUAUGCAGUACUUGAACUCACAGGACCUUGGGAUGUUGCUUCAACUUUGACAGGGUCUCAUUUGCAUAGGAGUGCAUCAUCAUCACGGGAUGUUGCUUCAGUAAUUGAACUCACAGGACCUCAGGAUGUUGCUACAACUUCGACAGGGUCUCAUUUUCAUAGGAGUGCAUCAUCAUCACGGGAUGUUCAUCCUUUGUUACUUAAGUAAUCGUAAUUGUUAAGAAUGUUUGUUUGCUAGUUUGGUUUUUUUUUUUUUUUUUUUUUUGCCCCCACUUCAUAUUUUACAUCUAUCUUGUUUGAAUAAAUAGUGCACCAAUCAUCAUCCUUGUAUUUCCUACUUAUGUUGUUUAAGAAAUCGUGAUAUGUUUGUUUAUAGCAAAUUUUGAAUUUUAUAUAAUACUUUGGUUGGUUUUGUGGCCUAACUUGCAUGCGGAAGGCU
Messenger RNA from Cornus florida, 2575 nucleotides. Its product is annotated as wall-associated receptor kinase-like 10. Gene Ontology annotation, molecular function: polysaccharide binding; ATP binding; protein serine/threonine kinase activity. Bases 152 to 2344 code for a protein of 730 amino acids. Gene Ontology annotation, cellular component: plasma membrane. The transcript is spliced from 3 exons. Gene Ontology annotation, biological process: protein phosphorylation; cell surface receptor signaling pathway. The record is from RefSeq and is a predicted model, not a curated record. NCBI's taxonomy places the organism in Eukaryota, Viridiplantae, Streptophyta, Magnoliopsida, Cornales, Cornaceae.